AUGGCCCAUCGCAUCCUUCUCACCGGUGCAAAUGGCUUCAUCGCCCAGCAUAUUCUUACACAGCUCCUUGAAGCAGGCCAUUCAGUUCGAGCUGUGGUACGAAACCAGCCAAAGGCCGACCAGCUGCUCUCCACCUUCGCCUCCUACCCCUCCACACAGCUGGACACAGCUCUCGUUCCCGACAUCACCACCCCUGGCGCGUUCGAUGCAGCACUCGCAUCAAACCGGCCCUUUGACGCAGUCCUGCAUACUGCGUCGCCAUUUAACUACCGAGUCGUUUCCUCAAACCUUGACUUCAUAGACCCGGCCAUCAAGGGUACUACCGAGAUCCUCUCUGGUAUCGCCCGCGUCGCUCCAUCGGUUAAGCGUGUUGUAAUGACCAGCUCUAUGGCUGCCGUGAUCAACUGGUUCUUGCCGAAGCAGACAGAUCCCGCGAAGAUAUACACAGAAGCCGAUUGGAACCCUAUUACUUGGGACGAGGCCGUCAGUACCAAGGUCUUGAAUCUGGCAUAUGGCGCCAGUAAGAAGUUCGCUGAAGAGGCAGCGUGGGAUUUUGUUGCCAAGAAGAACCCCGGUUUCGAUCUUGUCAUCAUCAACCCUCCCAUGGUAUACGGACCGCUCGCCGAUCCAAACACUUACAAGAGCCCACAAGCGCUCAACCAGAGCAAUUUCAACCUGUGGCGCAACUUCCUUGACCCGGGCCUGACAUCUGCAUCACCUGUGCCGCCUGAGGGCUUACACCUUUAUGUGGACGUUCGUGAUGUAGCACGAGCACAUGUUCUUUCAGUUGUUACGCCUGAGGCUGGAGGCAAGAGGUUCGUCAUCGGCAACGGAGGGGUCUCGAACCAGAAGAUUGCAAACCUUUUCAGAGAGGCGCUGCCUAAGUUGGCGGAUAGGAUACCCGAGGGAGAGCCGGACAAUGCUGAACUUCCAAAGGGCUUGUUCAAGGUGGAUUCUUCUCUGAUUCAGAAAGUUCUGGGUCUAAAAUACACUAGUAUUGAAGACACUUUCAAACAGGUUGCUGUGCAGCUAGCCCAUAUUGAUGAGCUGGCACAAAAGACGGCAUGA
Molecule: messenger RNA, 1068 nt
Organism: Colletotrichum truncatum
Lineage: Eukaryota; Fungi; Ascomycota; Sordariomycetes; Glomerellales; Glomerellaceae
Product: NAD-dependent epimerase dehydratase
Molecular function (GO): oxidoreductase activity, acting on the CH-OH group of donors, NAD or NADP as acceptor
Source: RefSeq, a predicted model, not a curated record